AUGGAGCAGUCCAGCGGAAAUGAGAACUCUGGACCGGCAAACACCACACCCAACACCUCCGUCCCUACUACCUCUACCCAACCUGAUCCGGAUGCUGCUGCACCAGAGACACAAGAGUCUCAUAUUCAAAAUCCCACUCCCGCCAAUGCUCAAACCCCGACCACAACCACCAACGCACAAGUUGACUGGAGGGUCUUCCACAUCCCGUCUCCCACAGCCUCAUACGACGCCGACGACGACUACGGACUAGGCGCAGAUAUGGACAACGCCGCGACGCUCGGGGAGGUUGAGGAGGAGCUCGCUGAGCAGGAGAUGUCCCCGACCCGCGAGACCACCGCUCCGUCACGCAGAUCUACGGGGAGGACGCAGCCGCGCUGGACCCCAGAGGAGGAGUGCGAGGUCCUCGCCGCUUUCAUCUCCCGCCAGGCCCAAAUCUGCGCGCGUACGGGUCAGCAAGGCCGAAGCUGGUAUCCGCUCAUCCAGGAGGAGCUCCUGCUGCAAAAUCCGGCGUGGCGCCACGACAUUUCCGCUCUUAAAGCCAAGUACAAUCGCAUGAAGGAGCAGUGGCGCCGCAUCAACGAUCGCAUCAAGCGCUCGGGGGCGGGACGCGCCACUGGUCUGCCUCCUUGGUUCCACCUCGGCGACGCUUUAUGGGACCACGCUGACUGGAGUGGUGGUGCCCACAUCUCCAACUCCCAAUCCCCCGCCCGCGUCACCUGCACCUUCCCCUGCUCGAGACAAUGCAACCCGCCGCGGGAAUACGUCCCCUCUAUCGCCAGACACCAUCCCGUCGGCGUCUCCUACUGCCGCCGCGACGGAAUCAGGUGCGACGACGGGUGUCUCGAUCCGUGGUCGUCGCCAAGUCGGGGGAGCGCUCGCGUCGUCUGA
Messenger RNA from Closterium sp. NIES-65, 888 nucleotides. Lineage: Eukaryota; Viridiplantae; Streptophyta; Zygnematophyceae; Desmidiales; Closteriaceae. The record is from the annotation of a GenBank genome assembly.